Molecule: messenger RNA, 9547 nt
Organism: Oncorhynchus mykiss (rainbow trout)
Lineage: Eukaryota; Metazoa; Chordata; Actinopteri; Salmoniformes; Salmonidae
Product: leucine zipper putative tumor suppressor 2 homolog
Biological process (GO): cell division; negative regulation of canonical Wnt signaling pathway
Source: RefSeq, a predicted model, not a curated record
UGUCAAGCAACCGAACACCGGCAGUCUGAAUAACUCCUCUCCCCUUGCCUCCACUGUCCUAAAACUUGUCACUCCAGAUCAGCGUUCGAGACGCGACGAGAGCAGCAAGUUCGCCCGCGCUGCUCCAUUCUGCUCCGUUCGUUUCUCUCUGUCUGCCGGUGGCGCUGAACCGCUGCAGCACGCAGCCCGGACGUUGGGGGCUGGCAUACUGCGUGCGAGAGAGAGAACAGAAUGAGAGAAAAGGACCAGACCAGUCGAGCUUGUUGCAAAUCUGUUUCUCUUCGAAGCGGACGUGUUCGGGACAGAGAGAAGAGAGGACGAGAGUGAGCAAGAUGAGGAAGGGAAGACUGAGUUUCAACUCGUAAAAGAAAGGGGAACAAAUGGGGGGGGAAAUACCUGUUAUAUCAAGGAAAGAAUUUACUUUAAUAUUACACCCAAGCCACAUCUGGAAAUAGUCGUUCCUCGGACGUUCUCUGCAAGGAGCAGCUCGAGUCCACGAGGAGCCUGCCUGUUAUGCGAAUGCAGUAAGCCAAGAUCACUGGGGUUGGGGCCUGUUCCCUAGGGAGCCGUAUAUCUUCUGCCUCGGGCUCGUCAGAGUUGUGAAAGAAGAAAAAGGAUUCUGCUAGUCCGUGACUCCAGGUCAGGAGGUGUAGUGGAGAUGCAGCCCAAGAAAUAGGGAGAUUCUGGGGAUGAGAAGUCCCUGUUCUCUCCCUGUCUUCCCCAGAGAACCAGGAGAACACUGGAACUCUCAAACAGAGUGUGUGUUCAGUGUAUGUCCGGCCUUGUCCAGGUACCAUGGCUCUGGUUCAGACCCUGCCUGUGUCCACAACUGACCACCCCAAGCCUCCUACCAGCCUCGACAUCAUCUCCCUCUCCCCUGUGGUUGGAGGGCCCUGUGGCCCCGGAGCCACCAUGGGCUCCGUCAGCAGCCUCAUCUCUGGCCGGACCUAUCAGGAGCAGCGACACUGCCGGGCCGCCAGCGAGUUCAGCACUAAGACACGCCAUAACACCCCAACCACCAGCUGUUUCAGGCUCCAGGGUGAUAGCAACACCCUGACCAGCGCGAGCUCCCUGGAACAACUACUGGUCAUCAACAACCAGAUCCAGAUCACACAGCUCCAGCCCCCGCCACUGCCCACCAAGAAGCAGCCCCGGGCAGGUAACUCUGCUGGUGGGGUAGGGUGUGCGGCUGGAGGUGGUGGUGGUGCAGGGAAUGGAAACUAUGGGUUUGUGACUGAGGUGGUGACUGUAGGAGACUGGAAUGAUAACCAUGUGGUGGCGGACGGGAGUCCGUGUAGCGACUCGGAGGAGCAGAGGGAUAACCGAGGUCUCAACGGGAAUAUUGGCGGUCCGCCGCCCAAACUCAUCCCUGUGUCGGGAAAACUGGAGAAGAACAUGGAGAAGUUUCUGAUCCGUCCCACUGCAUUCAAACCAGUGGUCCCCAAGAACCGUCACUCGGUGCAGUACCUCUCCCCGAGGCCAGGGGGCAGCCUCUCAGAGAGCCAGGGCAGCCUCAACCUCCUCCUGCCCCUACCUAUCAAUGGGAAUAACGGAAAUACUGUGGUCAACAGCCCGGGGAGCUACGGAAAUGUCGUAUCUCUGCUCUGCUCCUCCUCUUCCUCGGACAGUAAAAGGAACUCGUACAGCGGAGGACGCAACGCUCGCAGCAGCCAGUCCUGCUCCACGUCAGACUCUGGCCGUAACUCCCUGUCCAGCCUCCCCACUCACAGCAGUACCGGCUACAGCUUGGCCCACAGCGAGGCCUCUGGGUCUGGAGGGUCCGGGUUGGGCCUGGAGCCUGGGGCUGGAAGAACUACUACUACCAACGGAGGAGGGUCGGUGACCCACGGAGUUCACAGUCACUCAACCUCCCACGGUCACUCUAACUCGGACAGCGGGCGUUCGUCAUCCAGUAAGAGCACGGGGUCGGGGUCGCUGAGCGGGCGCGGCCAGCCCCUGUCGGACAGUGGGUCGUGUGGGCACUCACCCCCGCCUCUGGAGGGGUACGAGGGGGUGAUGAGGGAGCUGGAGGAGAAGCUGAGGGAGAGGGAUUUGGAACUGCAGCAGCUCAGAGAGAACCUGGACGAGAACGAAGCCGCCAUCUGUCAGGUGUACGAGGAAAAGCAGCGUCGCUGUGAGAGGGAGCUGGAAGAAAUGAGACAGAGCUGCUCUUCCAAGAUGAAACAGGCUACACAGAAGGCCCAGAGAGUACAACAGGCCUUACAACUACAGGUGUUCCAGCUGCAGCAGGAGAAAAAUAAACUUCAGGAGGACUUCUCCUCUCUGCUACAGGACAGGGAGGUGCUGGAGAGGAGGUGUGCCUCCAUACAGAGAGAACAGAUCCAGUUGGGACCGCGCCUAGAGGAGACGAAGUGGGAGGUGUGUCAGAAGUCAGGUGAGAUAUCCCUGUUGAAACAGCAACUGAAGGAGAUCCAGUCAGAGCUGAGCCAGAAGGGUGGGGAGCUGGUGGUCCUGAAGUCCCAGCUGAGGGAGGCCAGGACCGACCUCCAAAACAGCCAGGCCAGGAGCCAGGAGGCUGGUUCGGCCCUGCGGACACGCUCUCUGGAGCUAGAGGUCUGCGAGAAUGAGCUCCAGCGCAGGAAGAGCGAGGCUGAGCUUCUCCGCGAGAAAGUCAUACGCUUGGAAGAAGAGUCGGUCCAGCUUCGAGGUGCCCUGGCCAAUCAGGGAGGAGGCCAGACGCCGGCUAAUAAGGGCCAGUGCAUGAGCCUGCCCCUCCCCCAGGGCCGUGUGGGUGUGGAGGGUGGAAAGGGGGGCCCCAGCCCCUCGAUGGGGUACCGUGAGGCGGAGGAGGGCAGGCUGGUAUGGGGAGGGGAGAGUGAUGAGGCCAAGACUCAGAGGCAGAGUGCUGAAGCUGUGCUUGGACUCAGGCAACAGGUGGAGAGGCUGAGGGCAGAGCUGAUGUACGAGAGGAGGAGCAGUGAGGAGCAGCUGGGAGGAUUCGAGGAGGAGAGGAGGGUCUGGCAGGAGGAGAAGGAAAAGGUGAUCCGCUACCAGAAGCAGCUGCAGCAGAACUACAUCCAGAUGUACAGGAGGAACAGAGAUCUGGAGAGGGUGAUGAGAGAGCUCAGUCUAGAGCUGGAGAACAGAGACAUAGAGGACUACGACAUCCACAGCGGCAGCAACGACAUCCACUUUGAGGAGAUGACCGCUACUGAGAUCUAGAGGGGACAACAACAGGGGUGUCCUCUCGCCCCAUUGAGAUUUAGAGACCAGACAGAGACGUUGUCUAACCCCAGUGAUAUCAAAAUCAAAUCAAAUUGUAUUGGUCACAUCCAUAUGUUUAGCAGAUGUUCAAUGCUUGUGUUUCUAGCUCCAACAGUAGCAUCUCCUGAUAUUUAGGGACAAGGGUGUCCUCUCGCCGCCAUGACUAUUAAUACCAGCACCCUGAAAUGAUCUGAUUUCCCAAUCACUGCUACUGAGAGGGCUGCGUCCAAAACGGAACCCUAUUUCCUAUGUAGUGCACUACCUUUGGCUAGAGAACAGGGUGCCAUUUGAAAUUUGCAUCUAGGAUAUCGAGGGUAUAUGUGAACUUAUUCCCCUAACCACAGUACAAGCACUCUUUACUUCCCUAUGGACCGUUUGCUGUCAUGGACAUUAAGGGAGCAUCUCUGUUUAAGGGUGGAUCCGCUCCACUAGACAUUGGGAUGCACCCUCCUCCUGGACCACACAGGAACAGCUGACUACCUGCAGUCAGAAAAGACUCCAUCACAUCUUUAUUCAGACUUAAAAGAGAGGUUAGUGUGUAUCUCAAUAGUUGAGAGUGUCUUCCUCUCCAGAGUAAGAUUCACCCUCAGAGCAACACAUCCUCCUUGCCUCCUCACAUGGGUUUGAUUGCCCAGCUAUAGUACCAGCACUCUUUGGGACGUAUAUUAUGACUUUUGACUUGAGAAACAAGCUGGUACCACUCAAACCUCGCUCAAAUCAGUGUAUUGAAAGCAAAAGGGAGAAUCGAGUCGAGUAUAAUCACAUCUGUAUGGAGCACACAGGUGUGACUACCUGACCACCAGCACAUAAUGAUGACAUUACUAUAACGAUGACAUCAUCACCACUCGACUGUGUUUUCGUUCGUCCACAGGACUUUGUGCACCUUUGCACUAAAGCAAUGAUGUAAAAACACUUUCACAAUUUGUGCUGUCAAUGUUAUAUAUACAGUGUUCAGUGGAUCAGCAACUCAUCUAGAAGUAGUACGGAAAGGACAAGAAAUAAUCCACUGGCCAGGAAAUAUGGAUUUAUAUUCGGUGGAAUUGGACUAUGUAGUAUUUUGAUGGGAUGUAUCAGGACUGUUGGCACAAAUAGCAAAUGCAACUGUUCAGUUUUCAGCACUGGCUAAGAAAGGAACUGUAGUCUACAUUCUUCCUUGUUCAUGGAAUCUUCAAAAAUCCUGGAUUUCUAUCAUUGGCUGCUUGCAGCUAACAUGUCAACAUUCUCUUCUGUCAUUGGCUGAACCAUAUCUGUCAGUUGAUAUUGACUCUCAGCUCCCCAUAUCAGACUGAGAGAUGUGGUGAGAAGGAAGAGAAAACCAAAAGAAGACAUCAAAGGCUUAAUGUGAGUGCUGUGUUGUGCUCUUCCUCUCUCUAAGCCAAUAGUCACCCUAUUGUAUCUUCUCUACAACCUCUCUGAUGUGAAUGACACAAAUAGAAGCAAGUAGCACUAUGAGGGAGUGAUUAGCAUGGGAGAUAUCAGCACAAAUGCAACCGCUGCCCUUCUCUCUCUCUCUCAGCACAAACAUAUCAGAGGAAGAAACACACCUUAAUUGGUCAACUCAAGCUGCCCGUCAAAGAUAUCGAUGCUGCAUUGGCUGCUGGGACUGUUAUGGAGCCGUAUUGGAUCAGUGAGCAUAUGGUGUCACUUUUCCUUAUGGUAUCACAGUGAAACCAACAAAACAUCCCUGUUCAACUGUACUGAGCUCCCCCCUCCCUUGGCCUCUCUCACUGUCGCACACGCUGGACUGUGAAUACUCUUCUAACGUUUUACUUUUUAUUACUAGACCCCCCCCUUUCCCUCCCUCUCAUCAAAAAGAUAGUAACACAUCCUAGACUUCCUGUCCCUUCUGGCCAGUAACUGUGAGGCUCACUCACUGACACCUAGAUAAUGUGGAUGGCAAAAUUGCAUGUCUUUCCCUUGUCUGUCAAAGUCUGGGAGAGGACAGUCCAGGUAAUGUAGGGCAGGGUUCCCCAACUGGCAGUGAUUUCAUUUGGCCUCCCAAGUUUUCUGAGCAAAAAAACAUAUAUAUAUAUUUAAUUCUAUACUUUUUAAACGUUGUUGGAUAUAAACGACUACAAACACCAGCAAAUCAGCUCCAGGUGAUUUAAAUUUUGGAAAUCUGUCCCAAAGUAUUCCAACGCAUAAUAGUGAAAUAGAUACAAAUGUAAACAAGGUUUGAAAUAAUUGUUUAUUAUUAUUUUGCAUUCAAUUUGCGGUCUACAAAUGAUUUGUAAUUAUGUACCAGUCCGCUGACCAUCCAAAAUGUCAGCCUGCGGCUAAAUCUAGUUGAUGAUCCCUGAUGUAGGGGUUUGUGCUGGACAGUGCAUGAUAUAUUAGCCUAAGGCAUGACAAACAGGUCAUUAUGGAACUGUUACAGUGGUUAUAUCAACAUUUUGGCAACCACUGCCAUAGAAAUAUCAUUAAUAGAAUGUAAUUCUAUUUCUAUGUGGGGAGCCAUAGAUAAAUAUUGGAGUCUUCAGUUGUGCUUCCUCAUAAGAAGGGAUUAAACUAGAGCUCUGGUCUUUUAUAUUACAGAGGUAAACAAGAGUUUAUAAAAAGGAAUCUAACAGAUAAAUGGAAAUCAAUAUGAUCAAUGAUGAUGAUGUAUAUAUUUUUUUAUAUAGCACCUGAAGAUAUUUUGUGGUAACACCAGUACGUACCAUUGUGGGUUUAAUGUACAAAAUAUAAUAAAGCGUUCUAUAUAUCUUUCCAGUACCACAAAUAUACCAAUGAGAUGAUUAAACACAAUUGGAAAGGGUCUGGGAAGAGUGGCGCUAACAUUGAAACUCCACUCUUUGUUGUUGACCAAGCCGCAUUAUGAUUUAACAAACAUACAAAAAUAUGGGAAAUAUCCAGCUUUUAGCCAAGGUUUACAUUGGUCAGCACAUUAAUGGUCAUCCUUGUUCAAUGCGAUUGAGUUUUCAUUUGGCGGCCAUUAUUAUCUAUAUCACCCAAUAUCAUCGUCAUCGUUGUGUUUGCCAUCUUCAGACUACACUUAUUAACACACAAAGCAUUUAAUCAAAAUAAUAUCUAAACUAAAAAUGCGUUCAUCACAUAUGGUACAAACAUUAAUCUUCAAUUUAGUCAUAUAGGUCUACAAGGUUACCAUUUUACAACAUUCAAGAUGUAUCUUUAAGAGAGGAAUAGAACAUAUGAUGUUCCAGUGUGGAUGUACCAUCAUCUGUAACACAGUCAGGUGGAAAAAGCAGCUCAGGUGUCAUUUUUUAAAUUUAACCUUUAUUUAACAAGGCAAACCAGCUAAGAACAAAUUAUUAUUUACAAUGACAGUCUACCACAGCCAAACCCUAACACAGAUGACACGUUGGGCCAAUGGGACUCCCAAUCACAGCUAUCUGUGAUAUAGCUCAGAAUCGAACCAGGGUCUGUAGUGACACCUCUAGCACUGAGAUGCAGUGCCUUAGACCGCUGUAAUGACUAACACAGUAGCAAAGGUGGAAUGGUUAACACAGUAGCACAGGUGUAAUGGUUAACACAGUACAGUAGCACAGGUAAAGUGAACUGAAAGGGACCCCAGUGUUAAUUUUGGCACUCUGUAACAGAUUUAGUCAUUUUGACUUAAAUAUCAUUAAGUCUGAUUCACAUUUGAAUAAUGAUUUAGUGUAGUUAUUGUCAAAAUGGCAAAAACAGUGGUCCAUUUUUGUCAACUUAAUCCAUUUUUGUCAACUUUCAUUUUAGUAAUUUGUAUUGCCUCAUUAACUUAUAGUAAACAUAAAUCACUGACUUCCAUGUGCACAUACAUACAUACAGUAGUAGCCUUGUUCUACUAACAUAUUUUUCUGCAUAAAAUCCUAUUCUCAUCCCAACAGCAGAAAUAUGACAAAGAAUUAUUUGGCCUCGGUCGCGUCCAUUUAUCAACGUUCCACAGACGCCGCGGCCACAUGUCCAAAAGUAGAACGGGGCACAGACGUCAGUUCAACGUCUAGUUUUGAUUUACAUUUGGUUGAGUUGUCAACUAGCCUGAAUUCAAUGUGAGAUCAACAUAAAAUGUCAUGUCAUUGGAUUUAGGAUAAAAGUAGGGUGUAAAAAAGACAACACUUCCUUACGUUGAUGACUUUUUUCAAAUCCAAUCAGUUUUACACUUUGAUUCAACUUCAUCACAUUAAAUGAUUUUGUUGAAAUGACGUGGAAACAAUGUUGAUUCAAACCGUUUUUGCCCAGUGGGUAAUGAUUUCGAACAGGAGGGAGCUAAAGACUGUUUUGCCCAGUGAUGUAGUUGAUUAAUUAAACCUCAAAACCUAAUCAAGUCCCAACUAAGUCCCCUGUGCACGAGUCCAAGUCAGAGUCACGAGUCCUGGUCCAAGUGCUCGAGUCAGAGUCACCAAUGGUCGAGUCACGAGUCCUGGUCCAAGUGCUCGAGUCAGAGUCACCAAUGAUCGAGUCACGAGUCCUGGUCCAAGUGCUCAAGUCUGAGUCACUGGUUCCACUCAAAAUAAAGCCAUUUACCCAGUCAGAGGUAGUGUAGUGUCAAAAUUAAUUUAUUCAAUAAAUUGUUUGCUAUUCCUUUUCCUUUCUAUCUAUGCCACCAAAUGUUUGCAUAGGCUACUGGUAAUGUUACCAGGGCCACGUUCAGUUGCAAAACGUUGUUGAACGUUGCAGAUAGAAAUUCCAUGAAUAGAGCCAACGUUAUUCCUUAUUCAACAUGUCAGAUAGAAAUGUGCUAUUUAGAACAAACAUGCCUAUCAGAGCGUUCCGUCCUGCUGAACACGGCCCAGGUUGUUAGCAAUAACUAGCUAAUGAGGUAACAUGACUGAACAAAUUGUAGUCUAAAUAGAUGGUUACUUGUCCGGUCCUAGUUUUAGAACAGAUAUGCUUUAUGAAUGUUAAAUGCGCCCCGCCAAUGCAUGAUAGAAAGAAAAAACGUAGCGUGGGUAUUAUGGUUCAGACCUUUAGAGCGGUAAUCUCAAGACGUUUUCUUAAACCGUGUCCUUUUCCUGCAGUCUGAACAGGUAAAAACCACAAUGGAAUCUGAUAAUUCAAGCCACAUUUCAAACCACCUUCGUAGAUGGCUUGAAGUCAGAUACAAAUCUGAUUCCUGGUCAAGUGACUUGUGUCUGAACGGGAAAAUCAGAUUUAUUUGCCCUCAAGUGGUUUUGAAAGUUGGAUAAUAUUUUCCUUUGAGGCUAUAAAGUGUUCCUACACUAUGAUUUUGAACAUUCAAAGCAACUGGGAAACAUUCUACAUAACUUCUAAGUGAUGAGGAAUCAUGAACACCACCACAGAUCAGUUCUAAAAACUCUUGUUCAGUCCACUUAGUAGUCAGACUUGAGAUCAUUUAGUCUCGUCUUGUUUUAGGCAACUGAAAUAUAUAUUUUUGUUUAUUUAUAUUUUUUUUCUGGUCUUUUUAGUCAGUUAUAGUCUAGUCAACUGCCACUGAAAAAGUAGGUGUUUGACAAAUAUUUCAGUCCUUAUUUUUGUUGACUAAUGUAACUGUGAGGAACCCCCUCGGUGAAAGCACAGUGCACUCUGGAUACCCCUUUCAAAAUGUCUCACUUUUCUUUAUAACCACAUAAUAACAAUUUUCUGUGUAAAUACAGUCAGUAUCUAACUGAAAAUGACAUACAGGUAACUGCCAAAAUAAAGGAAACACUUGUGUAAAUGAGGGAUACAAAGUAUAUUGAAAGUAGGUGUUUCCACACAGGUGUGGGUCUUGAGUUAAUUAAGCAAUUAACAUCCCAUCAUGCUUAGAGUCAUGUAUAAAAAUGCUGGGCAGUCCGUUAUUUUGGCUACCAUGGCUAUGCUUCCCCCAUAGGAUUACAAGGCCCUGGCCACAGGGCACAAGUGAUCACUGAAUGGUUUGAUGAGCAUGAAAACCAGAUCUCAACCCAAUUUAACACUUAUGGUAGAUUGUGGAGCGGUGCCUGAGACAGCGUUUUCCACGACCAACAAAACAACAGCGUUUUCCCUCCAAUAGAGUUCCAGACACUUGUAGAAUCUAUGCCAAUGUGCAUUGAAGCUGUUCUGGCUCGUGGAGGCACAACGCCCUAUUAAGACUUUGUUGGUGUUUCCUUAAUUUUGGCAGUUACUUCUACAUUGAGUGACAUUCUAGUCCUUUACUCAGACCAAAAUAUAUAUUUCAAAUGUAGCCACUGCGACUAGACCAAAGCAACGUAACACGUUUGUUUGUAUUUGUCUUGUUUCUUUUCUUCCUUAGUGUGCCUAAGUAUACAAUUAUAUUUUAGUGUGUUUAGGUGUUCUGUUCCUUUAUUAAUCCAUGGUGUUUGUAGUCAUUCAUGUAUAUUUUCAUGCUGUAAAUGUAUUGUACAAAAGUACGUUUGUUUUUAAUUAAAGAUACAAAAUGUCA